AUGUCUGCAGUGUCGGUCGCUACAGUAAAAGUCUGGUUGCGCUUUUCAGAAUUCAGGCUGCUGUUGGACAGAAUGCGGCACCUCUUCAUAGGACUGAAGGUGCGCUGCCGAAACCCGGCGACCACGCGCAGGGCGCCGGUGUACAGUGGAGAUGGCUCCCAGUCCUACCGUCACCGCAGGAGUCCAGCUGGUAACUACACUAAAGCAGUGCAGCCCCAGCCGCAGGUCACAGGGCGGGAGCUCCAGGAAGGUCAGGAUGUCCGUGUGGAGGACUGGCUCAUCUUACAGGCAUCAGCGGAGCUGAAGGGCUGGAAGCCCCACACAUUAGAAAACAUAGACGAAGAAUUCGCACCUCUUGACCCCUCCCACAUGGGCACCAUCCACCAAUCAGAGCUGACGUACUUGUUCCUCAGACGACAGGUGCCUCUCAAGCUGCCCACGAUGGCCUCUCUCCUGCACACCUUUUCCUGCUCGGCGCACCCAGAGCAGGUGCUGUACGAGAAAUUGCUGCAGUUUAUACAGAGUCUGCUUCCAGGUCAGGUGGCUCAGAGCAUUGAGGAGAUCUAUGUGGCCCCCAGUGAAACAGAGACUUGGCCUCAAAGGUUCCAGAAACUGGAAAGCGCCUUGCAUAUGUGUGACAGCCGGAAUACAGGAUGUAUUGAAAAGGAGCAAGCCCAAUGCCUGAUUGAGAGCUAUAACCUGACCUUCGACCUGGGCCUGAGUCCUCUCAGGGUUAAUGAGGUCAUCAGAAAGGCUCAGCUAGGGGGCAGAGUUCACCUGGCCACCGCCCUUCUGCUUCUGAAGAACAGAUGACCCGGCCUGGAUUCACAGUGUGAGGGACGGAGCUGGUCUGGGAUCAGCUUCCUCAACUGAUAGUGGUGACUUUAGCCUCAAGCAAUGACUCUAAAACUGUCCUUUGUGGUCAGAAUGUCAGAUCAUUUCAGUGCACUAUCAUUACUGAUAUGUGAAAUAUUUAGGUGAAAUAUUUAGUUGGAAAUUCACACUCCAGAAUGUUCGCUGUAAUUUGAUUGAGUGGUGGGAGUGAAUGGAACGCUUCAGACCUCUUGCUGUAAUGUGAUUGGGUGGUGGGAUAGAGUGGAACACUCCAGACUGUUCGCUGUAAUGUGAUUGGGUGGUGGGAGAGCGUGGAACACUCCAUACCUCUCGCUGUAAUGUGAUUGGGUAGUGGGAGAGCAUGGAACACUCUAGACCGCUUGUCUGUCCUGAUGGGGCUGGUGAAUAAACAAAUUAUUCUGAUCUAGUCAUAUUAAAAUUUGAAUAUUGUGAUGUGAUAUUUGUUUUAAAAUGAGCCUAGGGAAAACUUUGGCUCAAAAAAUAUUCAAAUAAUG
Molecule: messenger RNA, 1349 nt
Organism: Electrophorus electricus (electric eel)
Lineage: Eukaryota; Metazoa; Chordata; Actinopteri; Gymnotiformes; Gymnotidae
Source: RefSeq, a predicted model, not a curated record